Molecule: messenger RNA, 3413 nt
Organism: Eublepharis macularius
Lineage: Eukaryota; Metazoa; Chordata; Lepidosauria; Squamata; Eublepharidae
Product: syntaxin-binding protein 2-like
Exons: 20
Coding region: 86-1903 (605 amino acids)
Biological process (GO): vesicle-mediated transport; intracellular protein transport; neurotransmitter secretion
Cellular component (GO): plasma membrane; secretory granule
Molecular function (GO): syntaxin-3 binding
Source: RefSeq, a predicted model, not a curated record
AGCAAGCACCGGAGCGGGACUCGGGGGCCAUGGCGCCGGCUGGCCUCAAGGCGGUAGUGGGCGAGAGCUGUCAGAAGUUGCUGGCAUGGGAGCUUCCCACAUGAGUUGUUUGUUCCAUAUGAGUCUAUUGGACAAACACUUUAGCCGAGCAGUUUGUGUUCUAGCCACAGAAAUCCUGAAUGAUGUCAUCCGUAGCAUGAAGAAAGAUGGAGAAUGGAAGGUACUCAUAAUGGAUCAUCCCAGCACACGUAUUGUCUCAUCCUGCUUUAAGAUGUCAGACCUUCUGGCUGAAGGAAUCACAAUUAUCGAAGAUAUUAACAAACGCCGAGAGCCCCUCCCCAGCCUAGAAGCCAUCUAUUUGCUCAGCCCCAUUGAGACGUCAGUGCAGGCUCUGAUAAAUGACUUCAAAGGCAGCCCCACCUUCUCAUACAAGGCCGCUCACGUCUUCUUCACUGACACCUGCCCCGAGAACCUCUUUAAUGAACUAGGCAAGUCCCGAAUCAUCAAAGCCAUCAAAACUCUUAAGGAAAUCAAUGUUGCUUUCCUUCCCUAUGAGUCACAGGUGUACUCCUUGGACAAUCCCCAGAGUUUCCACAAUCUCUUUAGCCCGUACUGCAGAGAAGAUAAGAACAAUCAGUUAGAAAGAAUGGCAGAACAAAUCGCCACGUUAUGUGACACUCUCAAGGAGUACCCCUCGAUUCGCUACAGAAAUGGCUCUGAAGAUUGCUGUCUGUUGGCCCAUGCAGUGUUGGCAAAGCUGAACGCCUUCAAAGCAGACAACCCCACCAUGGGAGAGGGCCCUGACAAAUCUCGCUCUCAGCUCCUGAUUGUGGAUCGAAGUUACGAUGUCGUGUCUCCACUUCUGCAUGAACUCACCUUCCAGGCCAUGGCCUACGACCUGCUUAACAUUGAGCAGGACACUUACAGAUAUGAAUCUACAGGUAUCAGCGAUGCACGGGAAAAAGUGGUACUUCUGGAUGAGGACGAUGACCUCUGGAUGCAGCUGCGCCACAUGCACAUUGCUGAUGUGUCCAAGAAAGUGACUGAGCUCCUACGUACUUUUUGUGAGAGCAAAAGACUCACCACAGACAAGGCCAAUAUCAAAGACUUAUCACAGAUCCUGAAGAAAAUGCCCCAAUAUCAGAAAGAGCUUCACAAGUAUUCCACACAUCUGCACCUUGCAGAGGACUGUAUGAAUAACUUCAAGGGCACUGUGGAGAAGCUGUGCGGUGUGGAGCAGGACCUGGCCACGGGUGCAGAUGUGGAUGGAGAGAAAGUCAAAAAUCCUAUGAAGAUUAUUGUGCCGAUUGUCCUGGAUGCCAAUGUGCCAGCAUUUGACAAAAUUCGCAUUAUCCUGCUUUGCGUCUUUCUCCAGAAUGGCAUCAAUGAGGAGAACCUUAUGAAGCUCAUCCAGCAUGCCAACAUACAGCACGAGAGAGAUGUCCUCUACAAUAUGCACUGCCUGGGUGCCCCCAUCAUGCCAGAGGACAGUGGACAAAUGAAACCUGUGAGGAAAGUGAGAUUGGAAUCUACCUACCAGCUCUCUCGAUGGACCCCCAUUCUAAAGGAUGUCAUGGAGGAUGCCAUUGACGACAAGUUGGACAAGAAGUUGUGGCCUUAUGUCUCUUGCCCUGCUCCAGGCCCCUGCUCUCAAACUGCUGUGAGUGCUCGCUUUGGUCAUUGGCACAAGACCAAGACAGCAACUGAGUACCGGACAGGUCCCCGCCUCAUUAUUUACGUGCUGGGAGGAGUAACCAUGUCAGAGAUGCGCUGUGCCUAUGAAGUCACAGAGGCCACUGAUGGCAAGUGGGAGGUGCUGAUUGGCUCAUCCCACAUCCUGACUCCCAAGCAGUUCCUGGAAGAUGUGCGCAACCUGACUGAGCAGACCCCAUUGAAGUCCUAAGAGGAGCCCUGGCUUCUGAGAGACUUACUGACAGCCUCUCUAUCUAUUUAUCAGCUGGGAUAAAGUUGUUCUUAACCAGAUACCCACUCAUGUGCACCCAUCUCUGCUUCUGUCCUUUUAAGACUGGGCCUCCGCUUGGUGCCGCCUUCAUGAAUGUGCUUGACAUGGGAGGAUCUGGUUCAAGAUCCAGGCGAAAGACUGGUCCAGCUACCUGUUACAGGUUCUUUGUCUCUUACUGUGAUGAAGUUUCUGGUUGCACUUUAUCUUCCGUUGCCCUCUGCCCCCCGAAAUAGGGGAAAGGAGGAGCAGCUGCAUACUUGAUGAAGCCUCUGUCCCUCAACUGAGGCAACUGUCAGCUCCCUUAAGGGAACUUCCAGGGAAAGAUCUGCUUUGAUAACUUCUUGUCACUGUUUUGUGGUUGUCUGGGCCCCGCCAAGAUUCUGAUCUCCCCCCCCCCCCCGCCUUCAUUAAGAAUAAACGCCCUGGGGGAUGUUGAGGAAACUUGCAUGAAUGAACUCAGGACCGUUCCACUGACCGUAAUCAUCCCAAGAUGCUCACCACUGCAAACCUAGUAGUGCUGUUAAUAGCUGGCACGAAAUAAGGGUUGUGCCUCCCACUUCAUAAUUACCAAGAUGACAUCUCUGCUUAGGGCGGCGUAUACUUCUUGCGUCACAAGAGUUGUAUAUUUUUAAUAAAGAAGUACAGAGACUGUAAAAUAAAUGGGAAAAGCAAACAUCUCUGCAUAAUUUAUUUUGUGAUUUGAGUUCAAAAGGUAAGAAUUCUGACUGGGCUGUGCAACAAACCCAAGUCCGCAGCCAAGAUGAAAUAAUAUUUGGUGGUUUUACUCUUUGCACCCCUUUAGGCAGAGUUCCCUGGCCUGGACCGCUUCAUAUUAGAGGCCGGUAGGGCAAAACCAGCUUCUCUCUCUGUGGAAAGCUAGCAUGUGAGGGAGAGCUAGAGUAGCCCAGCCUUCCCCUGAUGUGCUAGCAUUCUGUUUGUAGGAUGUCCUGCCGUGGAGCAGAAGGGCCAGCCACACAUUCACACACACCCCAUAUGCAUUCUGUAGUAGUGUAGUUGCAGGAGGAUUGCACCAGGUAAGUUUUCCAAAAUGUAUAGUUUGGCCUCUAGUUUUUUAUAUUAUAUGUUUAGUAUGGACGUGUUCUCAACACUUUUCAUUGUAAUGCUGCCAACGUACUAAUCUCACAGCUGUCUGAAUCAUUCCUUCCUGCUGCCUCAAGUGAGGGAAUGUAAUUCUGUUUCCAGAAGUGAUGUUCCAGAUGGUCUCAUGCAUAGAGAACUAUUAAAUCUCUUCAGUAUAAAAAUUGCACAUUGGAUAUCUGCAAGACGUAGCAUUAACCAGUGCACAUAUCCUGCAAUGGUGUGCCUCAAAACAGGUGCUCUGACUUUUAAAAUCUAGAAUUAGAAUAUUUGUUUCUCCAGAACACAGCAAAAAAUAAGUUUCGCACUACACCAAAACACUAAACUUUGACACUAUCUGCAAAUAAAAUGA